Molecule: messenger RNA, 522 nt
Organism: Adineta ricciae
Lineage: Eukaryota; Metazoa; Rotifera; Eurotatoria; Adinetida; Adinetidae
Source: the annotation of a GenBank genome assembly
AUGAAACAUUCUUUUGUAUUUAUACUCUUCACGGCAUUGUUCGAUAUAAGCCAAAGUACUGAAAAUUGCUUAUAUCUUGGCAAUCAUGAACGAAAUGUUUCGAUCAUAGAACCAAUAAACAUCUAUGCUGUUCUGGUGAGUCGUUUGAUACAUAGUGAAAUCCAAAAGCAAACGAUCUUUUUUUUCUAUAAUACAGCUGAUUAUCGCUGUGACAGUGGACGAUGUAUACCGUUUCGUGCAACGGAGCCAUCAGAGCCAUUACCACUAUCUACCCCUAUUGCUAUUGGCGUCAGUAUAUCUGUAUUUGGUAUUGUAUGUUUAAUUGUUGCUGUCGUUUAUUGGCGUCAUCGACAAAUAGCAAAUAUAAAGCAAGGAGUUAAGUUAUCCGCAUCUUUCUCUAACGCAUGUAAGCCGUCGCGUGCUGCUAGUUCAGCAGGCUUUCGUGGAAGAGCAUCAACUUCGCAGCUCAGCUCGCCAGAAGCAAGUGUGAGCAUUGAACGAUCAACAACUGCUAUACCUUAA